AUGAAUUCAGAAGUCAACCUAUUCAAUUAAGUUGAAAAAGAACUAACGAGAAAAAGACCAGGUUCUGGGUAACCAAUUUCAACUAAGAAAUCUCCUUUGCCUUUGAGAAAACCUGGUGUCUCUGGGACUUAAAAGUAGAUAAUAAAAGAGCCUGAAUAACAAUUGAAACCCAGAUAGCUCAGUAGUAAUUCAUAAAAAACAUCUUAAACUUAAUAAUUGCCCAUGAUUAAAAAUCCACCCCAACAAUAGAAACCUUAGAUUUAAAUAGAUAAAAAAAUUAUCAUGAUGAAAUAAGAAUCGGCAACAACUUCAGCAAGAGGUACCUUAACAGGAGAACAUUCAUAAAGGAAUAGUAGCAAUUAAAAUUUGUCUACUGCAGAUACUAGUACCAAAUAGUUUAAUUGGAUUGAUGAUCAAUUAACUUCCAGGAGAGACUCAUCAUUAAAUAAAAAAAGAAUGAGUUCCAAAGAAAAGUAGACUACAACUACUUAAACCUAAAAAAGUAAAUUAUAAGAUAAUCACAAGAAUUCUCAUCCUCCUCUUUAUCAACCAAAAUGCUGUAUUGAUUUUACAAUGACUGCUGGGAAAAAUGAUUUAACUAAAAUGUUGGAUUCAAUUAAGGGGGAAAUCAAACAAAUUGCAGAAGAAUAAUCGCAUUAAAAUGGAGUAUUUUUAAAUAUGAGUGAAAUUAAAGAGAUGCCUGAUGAUGGAUGUUCUUCUAUAGGAUAGAGUACGGUUUAUCAAUUUAAAAAAUGA
This is a messenger RNA of Paramecium tetraurelia, 756 nucleotides long. RefSeq lists its product as uncharacterized. The transcript has 4 exons. Lineage: Eukaryota; Ciliophora; Oligohymenophorea; Peniculida; Parameciidae. The record is from RefSeq and is a predicted model, not a curated record.